AUGACAAAGCCAAAGCAGAAAGGAAAGGCUCCUCAUCGCUCUGGCGGUGGUCGUGGUCCUUCAUUCAACGAAGAUGCCCUCGAAAAGCUCACCUCGAGAAUUGACCAAAGGCUGACCGAAAACGACCACAAGCGCAAGCGACCACCCACGAACGCCUCGCCUACACAGACGGCCAAGAAGCAGCGCAACUCUGACGCGGCCCCCAAGACCAACAGCUCCAAGACUGAGCAAGAAGCGCUUCUUGCCGAAAUUCUUGCUCUUGGUGGCGACGAAGAUGAUCUAGAGCUGAUCAACGGCGUCGACUCGGACGAUGAGGUGGUUGGCGAAAGCAAGGCGCCGGUGGAUAAGAAGCUGAGAGACGAACUCGCAGCUCUAUCCAAAGAGCUGGGCUUCGCUGAACUUGCACCUCAAGAGGCUAGUGAGAACGAAGCUGAAGAGGAAGCAGAGGCCGCGGCCGCGGCCGAAGAAAGCGAGGAUGAAGACGCAGAAUACGACUACAAUGACGAUCGAGAAGAGGAAAAGAUCCCCGAGAGCCGCAAGAUGGGUGACAUGACUUUUGAGCCCCGCGCCGACUGGCAUGCAUACAAGCUUGCGAAGCUGCCCCCUCCCAUCACUGAUGAUGCUGGGCCUUUUUUCUCUCCUAUCCAAGCCCUCAAGCAACACGCCCAAUCUCUUUUGGACAAGGAUGCUGAUAAGUAUCGAACCAGCGUCUUUGCCUCGUCCUCACACAAAUUUUUGUCCACCAUCAUGACCUCGGGAACAUUGACCGAUAAGGUCUCCGCACUCACCCUCGCCAUCCAAGAGUCUCCUGUACACAACAUUCGCGCAUUCGAUGGCCUCAUGAAUUUGGCCUCAAAAAAGAGUCGAGGCCAAGCCAUUGGGGCUAUUGGUGCACUGGUGGAUUUGCUAGGCCCUGGUACUCUUCUGCCCGCCGACAGACGUCUUCGCACUUUCCAGAAUCAGCCCGGCCUACUUGGAACGCUUCAGAAGCACUCGACCAAGUUUUGGGCCCCAAACCAGCCGCUCCCUGGCAAGAUCUCUGAAGAACAUUUGAUUUCAUGGAUAUUUGAAGACUGGCUGAAGUCCACGUACUUCAAAAUAAUCCAGCUCUUGGAAGGCUGGUGUUCGGACGAGAUCGAAUACUCUCGAAUCAAAGCAGUCGAUUUCGUCUACGCGCUAUUGAAAGAGAAACCUGAGCAAGAGUCCAAUCUUCUAACGCUACUCGUCAACAAGCUUGGUGACAGAGAAAAGAAGAUUGCCUCUCGUGUAUCAUAUCUCCUCUUGCAGUUGCAGAAUUCCCACCCUGGUAUGAAGCCAGUCAUUGUUCGCGCUGUGGAGCAAGAAAUUCUCCUACACCCGACACAGGACUCCCGAUCAAAAUACUACGCCAUCAACACCCUCAACCAAACUAUUCUCAGCAGCAAAGAACCCGCAGUUGCCGAGUCCCUCAUUCGCAUUUACUUUGAACUCUUUGUCGCCAUGCUUAAAUCAGGUAGCUUGGGCAUUCCUCUGCAAAACGAAACAGAGGCACAGGAUAAUGCAGAAAAGAAGGUAGAAACUGUACCUGGCAAGCCCGGAGGACGACCUCCCAGAAAGGGUGGAAAGCCCGCCAAGGUCGCCCCAGCAGUGCCUGAAGCAGAGGCUGCAGAUAAGCUAGUUUCUGCUUUAUUGACUGGUGUCAACCGUGCCGCACCCUUCGUUGGGACAAAUGACGGAGUUAUGGAAAAUCAUGUAGACACGCUUUUCAAAAUUGCCCACUCCGCCAACUUCAACACUGGAAUCCAGGCACUGUUGCUGAUUCAGCAUCUAUCUCUCGCCAGGAGCAUAGCCACCGACCGCUUCUACCGCACACUUUACGAAUCUCUUUUGGACCCUCGCCUCGUCACCUCGUCAAAACAAGCAUUGUAUCUCAAUCUUUUGCUGCGGUCGUUAAAGAACGACGUCGACGUGCGACGUGUUAAAGCUUUUGCCAAGAGAAUGCUGCAAAUCACUGUUCUACAUCAACCGCCGUUUGUAUGCGGACUUCUCUAUGUCAUUGGCCAUCUGCGCCAAACAUUCCCCGACCUGUCUACUCUGAUCGAGCAGCCGGAAGAGUCUGUCUUUGAUGACGACGAUGAGGAUAUUCAGCGUCCUGCGUACGACGGCAGGAAACGAAACCCAGAACACAGCAACGCUCAGAGGAGCUGCUUGUGGGAGGUCAUCCCCAUGCAGAUGCAUUACCAUCCAUCAGUCGCCGUGUUCGCGGCUGGAAUUGUCGACAAGACUGCCAAGAUGCAGAAGCCUGACCUUGACAGCCACUCCCUUAUUCGAUUCCUCGACAAGUUUGUUUACCGCAAUGCCAAGGCAACAGAUGGUACCAAGGGUGUAUCUAUCAUGCAGCCGCUGAGGGCCACAAAGGACUCUGGCGAUAUCUGGCUUGGAAGCCGCGGUGCUGGUGCUACCGGCGUCCAAGUAAACUCUGCAGCGUUCUGGAACAAGAAGGUCGAGGACGUUGCUGCUGAAGACAUCUUCUUCCAUGAGUACUUCCAGAAUAUCGGUAAAGAGCCCAAGGACAAGAAGAAGAAGACCGCUGAAGCCGAGGAUGCAGAGGCAGAUGAGGAAGCCGGCGAGGAUGAAGUCUGGAAGGCCCUGGUCAACGCGCAACCCGAUAUCGAGGGCGACGGCUCCGAUGUGGAUGAAGGCUUUGACGACUUUGACGAGGAAGAAAUGGCUUCUCUUGACGGGUCAUCACCAGCGAUGUCUCUGGAUGAUGACUCGGGCGAUGACAUUUCUCUUGAAGGUGAUGGUGAUGAUGGGUCAGACGGCCUCGUAGAAUUCAAUGAUGAGGAUAGUGAGGAAGAGGCGGAUGGUAAGAAGGAAGAUAACAAGAAGAAAUCGGCGAGACGCAAGAUGCUCAAGGGUCUGCCUACGUUCGCGUCAGUGGAUGAUUACGCAGAACUUUUGGCGAAGGAGGAGGAUGGUCUUUAA
Molecule: messenger RNA, 2967 nt
Organism: Cordyceps fumosorosea ARSEF 2679
Lineage: Eukaryota; Fungi; Ascomycota; Sordariomycetes; Hypocreales; Cordycipitaceae
Product: CCAAT-box-binding transcription factor
Exons: 3
Coding region: 1-2967 (988 amino acids)
Cellular component (GO): nucleus
Source: RefSeq, a predicted model, not a curated record